Molecule: messenger RNA, 540 nt
Organism: Ochotona curzoniae (black-lipped pika)
Lineage: Eukaryota; Metazoa; Chordata; Mammalia; Lagomorpha; Ochotonidae
Gene: CCL25
Product: C-C motif chemokine ligand 25
Exons: 4
Coding region: 51-458 (135 amino acids)
Biological process (GO): immune response
Cellular component (GO): extracellular region
Molecular function (GO): chemokine activity
Source: RefSeq, a predicted model, not a curated record
GGCCCCGUUGAUUGCCUGCAGGUGGCCCGUGACAAGGAUCAGCCUGCACCAUGAACUUGUGGAUCCUAAGCUGCCUGCUGGCCACCAUCGUGGGCGCCUGGGUCCCGGCUGUCCACGCCCAAGGCAUCUCGGAGGACUGCUGCCUGGCGUACCAGCGCCACCUCAAAUGGGCUGUCCUCCGGCACGCCCGGUGCUACCAGCUCCAGGAAGUGAGCGGAAGCUGCAACCUGCGUGCCGUCCGGUUCUGUCUGAAACAGAGAGUCGUGUGUGCGGACCCACGUGAGAAGGCGGUGCAGAGGACCGUGCAGUACCUGAAGGCCCAGAACAAGUCGUGUCUCUCCUCUCAAGUGGACUCAUCAGGCCAUUGUCUUGGAAGAAAGAAGGGGACGUUGAAGUCCCGGCCAACGGCCUCCAAGGUGAACAACUCCAGCAGGCACAAGAGGCGUGCCACCGCCUAGCCUGAGAGCCACAAAGCCCUCGGUAAGGAUGCUCGGUCACGUGACCGUCCCCUCCCCAUCCCCCGGCGCUCAGGGGGACUGC